AUGCAUCGCCUUCGCCGGCUGGCGCUUUGCAGAGGAUGUUCCUCUUCAUGGCGCCCAGCUGGUGCAAGGUUGUCGACAUCUUCGGAGGGCCACCUCCCGGCGAUCGCGAAGCUCAGGAAUUCCAAAGAGCACCUGUCUUUCUUCAUCAGCUUCCGCGACAAAUUGGGGCCAAGGGAGGUGUGCUACUUGCUCAAAAGUCUCUGGCAAAAGGUGGAGCUGGAGCAUGAGAGCGAUGUACUGUCCGCAAGGAAGGCGCUGUUCAACGAUCCUGACUUCAUAGCCAUCCUCAAGGAUGUGCUGUUCAAGCUGAAUCGUUACGCUGCGCGGGAGUUGCCGGACUUGGUUCAUGUCCUGCACCAUAUGACCUGGAACGAUAAGCACCUGUUUAAGAUCGUGGAGCCACGCUUGAUUCAAGAGCUGCCAUCGGUGAACCUCGAGGACAUCCCCCGCGUCGCUGAGAGUUUCGUGGGCGUGGGAUGUGGGAGCCGAGUGCUCUUCCAGGAGCUGAUCCACUUGAGCCUCCAGGCCGCCCAGCACUUCUCUGCCCAGCAGGUGGCCUCUCUGGUAACCUCCUUUUCACGGUCGCCGCACAAGCCGAAGGCAUUUCUGAUCGGCUUCUGUCCGACCGUGGCAGCCAAUCUGAACAACUUUGAUGCAGCAGAGCUCACGAAGGUCGUCGUUGCUUAUUCCGAGUGGCCCGGUGAGGUUUCUACCGACUUCAUGGAGCAAGUCAUGGAGGUGCUGUGCUUCGGUAGCUCAGCCAUGACGAUGAAGGAUAUGUCGGCGUCGAAUCUGGUGGCCGCUCUGCGGGCACUGGCGCUUUGGAGGAGUCGGUCAAAGUCUGCACGUGAGCGGCGGGCUGACGGAGAGCCGCUCUUUGCUUCGACCUUCUGCUUGGCAGCUGCGCCGAUUCGGUCCGCCUGCAGCGACUUAACCGCGGAGGAGAUGGCCCAGGCUAUGUGGGCGUUCGCCAAGACCCGGUACAUGCCCACGAAACUCUUUCUGGAUCUCCACGACGGGGUGCUGAGGUCUUUCAAAGCACUGUCGCUCGGGAGUUUGGCCUCGUGCCUGCUGAACUCUGGUCGGGCACUUUCUGGGCAACUGCGUUUCUGGGACGACUCUGAACCUGUUGUUGUGUCCGAUGGCAUUGUCCGAAUGCCAAAACUGGUGAGAGCUCCCUUUGCGGACCGCCGGCUGCUGACCGACGCGGAGACCCUUGUAGUGAGACGUCUCGGUGGUCUGAUUCCACGGGACCUGGUCUCUGUCGUGCUCGCUUACAGCCUGGCGCAUGUGGGAUCGCCAGAGCUCUACUCUGUGCUUCAGAGGGCCUGCUUAGAGAAAUGCCCGCAGUUCCCCGCCGAUCAGAUGUCCACUCUGCUGUGGAGCUUCGCGACAAUCCGUCUUGGGCCAGCCUUAGCAAAGGAGGCCCAGGUGGACCUCCUCGAGUGCCUCCCACAGCUCACGGCCCCCGCCGUCAGCGACCUCCUUUGGGCCUACUGCGCGCUGCGCCACAGAGAUCCCCACUUCUUCAAGGCUCUCUUGGGGGUCCUUUCCCCAAGCACGGUGGCCGGGAAUGCACGUUGUGCGAUGCUGUGCCCGGCACUUCUGGACAUCAAGAUCCACUUUCCGGAGAUUGAUCCUGAGGGUUUGGGUAGAUACCUCAGCUACGUGCAGCCGAGCUUCCGGGCGCUCCAGCAGCGUGCCGCUGCACCCACACAGCCCGUGGAGGAAAUCCGCAAAGCGCUGGAUGCACUGGGUAUGCGUGGAGAGGCUCAUGCAGAGGUGGACGGAUAUGUGGUGGAUGUCGUGAUCUCCGCGGCGGAUGCCUGCUUGCCGAAGCCUGUAGCCAUCCAAUACCACAGCGCCCCACGCACUUUGCAUCUCCUGACUGGGGACCCGCUGGGGCAGACGAUGAUGAAGCAGAGAUACCUCCGUGCUUGUGGCUUUUCGGUUGUGAACCUGCUGGACAGCUCCUGGGAGAGCCUUGAUGAGGAGGAACGCGUCCUGGACCUGCAAGCCAAAAUCCGGCAGGCGCGGCGCCAGCCGACUGGCAAGAGCUAUGUUGGAGCG
This is a messenger RNA of Symbiodinium sp. CCMP2456, 2070 nucleotides long. NCBI's taxonomy places the organism in Eukaryota, Dinophyceae, Suessiales, Symbiodiniaceae. The record is from the annotation of a GenBank genome assembly.